Molecule: messenger RNA, 2357 nt
Organism: Drosophila mojavensis
Lineage: Eukaryota; Metazoa; Arthropoda; Insecta; Diptera; Drosophilidae
Exons: 1
Coding region: 136-2304 (722 amino acids)
Source: RefSeq, a predicted model, not a curated record
UUUAUUUUAGUUUCUAAAUUGUUUUGAAUGUGAUACUAACAAAAUUUUAUUGUGUUGUCUUGACAAAAACAGUAUACUAUUAUUAAUAUUUCACAAAUUUUUCAUGUUAUAAAUUGACAAGUUUUACCGAAAAGAAUGUCCAAAAAGCAUGGAACACUUGAUAUAGAUGCAGCUAAUGUUACUGCAUACGAUGCUAUGCGCUUGCAGAACUGCAAGUCGUAUACGUUUAGACAAGGGGAAAUGUAUCCCAGCAUUAGGCCCCCGCUGUCUCUGUGUCGUCCCGCAUUCUCAGAAAAGUGGAUAGCCAACGUGGCUGAAAAUACAGGCUGUAAGCCAUUCGACCCCAAACUGUACUCUAACAAAAAAGCCGCACCAGUAGAGAAUGUGGUCACUCAAAAACGAGUUGACAUGCCCCGCCCAUCGAAUAAAUACGUCUGCAGUCAAAUAAAGCUACAAAAGAGGAACCUUGACUAUAGCAAGCUUACCCCAUACGAUCUGAUGCGAAUGCUUAAUUGCAAGCCGGCUGACUAUCGUGAUGACGAGAUUUAUCCGUCUAUUAGACCCCCGGUAUCCCAGUGCUGUCCUGCUUUAACAGCAGAGUAUUUGAUGGAUACCCUCAGAGAAGGUGGAUGUGAGCGUCAUUUCGACAUGGAGAAGGAUGAUGUUGUGGAGGUCUGGAGACGAAGCCCAAAUAAGGAAUCUUUGGGCUAUUACGGCGUGGGCACGGGCAUUCACAAGCCGGAGGCGGUUUUGUUUAACCAAGCAAUUGCUGAGUCUCUUAAAAAGGUCAAUCCGCCGGAACCGCCGAAGCCAAAGGAGCCUGAAAAACCACCACCUGACAAAGUAGUGGAGCCACCCGGAUACGCUGUUCUCAACCGUCCAAAGCUGGCUGUUAAAGUCCGCAAAAUGCCCACUGUUCAGGAGGCUGUAAGUGCUGUGGGUGCCCUUCGAUGGGUGUACUGUCCCCGCGACAGGGAGCAGGCCUUUCCACCUACUGAGCCUCAUUUUCCGAUCGAAAAAGCCCUUGAUAUGGAAAAACUACCUGGAAAAUCUAAGCAAGACCUAAAACAGAAAGACAAGUACUGCGAACUUCAAUGUCAUAUUCCAGAAAAUACAUGCACACAACUCGAGUGGAUGAAAUAUAAAGAAGAUCAAAAAUCAUAUGAAGAGAAGUUUAAAAAAGAGAUGGAAGAGCUAGAAGAAGAAAUGCGAAUGGAAGUGGCAUGGGAAAUAGAAAAAAAGAAGCAGCAGCAAAUGGGACAAGGAGGUUUUGGACCAAGCAGUUUUGCACCGCCCGGUUUCAUACCAGACGGUGCUGCAUCACGCGAUGUCGGACCAGGAACUUUGGGAUCAACUCCUUAUAUACCUCCAGGUGUUGACGCAGGAGGUAUUCUACCAAGAAAAGGUAAACUGCCAAGCAUGACACUGGGAAGACCAAGUGCACGGAAAUCUCGAUUUAAACAGCCUAAGGAUUACGACGAGCUGUACAAUGUUCUGGUUCCAUUAUUUGAACAUGAUGACAAGCAGGAGCACACCGAUGCUUAUGAGAAGUGCAUCGAUGUAUUGAAGGAUGGAGGAUCGAAAAUUUCCUUUGUUUCAGAAGACUCGUCGUCUGAUGAUAAUAAAAAGCGACGAUCGACUAAACGAAGAAAGUCUAGCGUAAAGAAGACUAAAACAGUCAAAGAACGUCCACUCAGACCGAUGAAAAAAAGCAUUGAAUCAGUAAUAUCACUUCCAGAAACUGAGCCGGAUAAAGGGGGAGGUAGUUUCAUGACACCUAGGCAAACUUUGACGACUGGUAUGCAUAAAAGUAGCUCAGAGUCAGAGUCAGAUACUACAAAGAAGACGCGCAAGAAGCGUAAGAAAGGCAAAGGCAAGGGCGGUGGCAAGGGCAAGGGCAAGGAUGGCAGUGGAGGAAUUGAGUGCCCCUGCGAAAUAUGCAGUUUUCUGAAACGUCGCAGUGAAGAGACUGAAUCUCCGCUAAUACAGCAAAUGCUCCAGGAUAUGAAAAGGGAAAACAAGAUAAGGGAAUUGCGCGAUUACUACAAACAAAUGUGCCACUGUGAGUAUAUGAAAUAUCGCAAGCCCGAAUAUCCAGCGCCACAGCACAAGUGCGAUGCCAUUCAGUGCGACAAUACCUUCUGCGCGAAUCCAAAGUUAGCGGAGUAUUGCGACUGCUUAGAUGCUAUGGAAAAUCUGAAAAAGUUGCUGGGUCCCAAACACUGUAUCGUGAAUAAUGAAUUGUUGUUUAACAUUAACGACAUUCAGGAGCGCAUAAGUCGUCGCCUAUGUGAGUGUCUAUAGCCACAAAAGCGUACAAAUAUUUCAUUUAGUUUGACAAUUAUUAUGUUUCAAAA